Molecule: messenger RNA, 1336 nt
Organism: Chenopodium quinoa (quinoa)
Lineage: Eukaryota; Viridiplantae; Streptophyta; Magnoliopsida; Caryophyllales; Amaranthaceae
Product: probable WRKY transcription factor 30
Exons: 3
Coding region: 195-1184 (329 amino acids)
Biological process (GO): regulation of DNA-templated transcription
Molecular function (GO): DNA-binding transcription factor activity; sequence-specific DNA binding
Source: RefSeq, a predicted model, not a curated record
CUUACUGCAGACUUUGGCUAUUUAUAUUCUAAUUAAAAAUCAUACAAGUUGUGUUUAAAUAAUAUUGUUGACAUUAGAUAUGUUGCUUAACUUCCUCCUUAUAAUAAAGACGAAGCACACCACUUUAUUUGUGCACAUAAACAACAAAAAUAAAAAUUAUAUAGAGAAAUUAAGAAGUAAGAUUGAGAACAAAAAUGGAUAUGAAGGUAUUAGAAGAAGAGUUGAAAAAGGGUUGGGAAGCAACUAGUCAACUACGAUCAUUACUACUUUUUCCACCCGAAUUAGAAUGUGGUAAUGCAAGUAGUAAUAGAGAUUACCAAAAUCAAAGCUCCCAAAAUGACAAAAUCUUGCCAUUUUUGGAAAGUCAUUAUGCCACCAUUAUCAAUUCGUUUGACUCUUCCAUUUCCAUCUUAAAGCAAUUAUCCCAAUCUUCAAAACCCUCAAUUUGUCAAAAAUCAAAAGUUGGUCAAAAAAGCAGGUCAAGGAUGAUUGAAACCUCUAACCUUGAACCUGAUGGCUACGCAUGGAGAAAAUAUGGUGAAAAGUCGAUCCUCAACACAAAGCACCCUAGGGAAUACUAUAGGUGUGGAUACAGAGAUGAUCAAAAUUGCCAAGCAACAAAACAUGUCCAAAAGAUAUCUGGUAGUCCUACAAAAUACAGGAUCAUUUACUACGCUCAUCAUACUUGCAACCCUCUCCUACACAGUAAUUUUGUCUCUCAAAUUCACGUGUCGGAUUCUUCUGAAAAAGACUUUAGCAACCUUAUAAGCUUUGAGUCCAAAAACCCUACCCAAAUCCCUAAACAAAACAUUAAUGAACCAUUUUGUGCCCUAAUUUUUCCAUCUUCCUCAAAUAAGUCAUCUAAGGAACUUUCUCCACAAAAUGGUGAAUUCCCUUCAUUGUCUAAGACAACUAAUAAUCCUCCCCCAUCCUUGGUUGAUUCAAUGAAGAACCCUAACCCACAAGUAGUAAGCAACGCGAUUAUUGGUGAUGUCAAUCAACAACAAGGUGUGGUGUUAUCACCAAGUAUGCUUAUGAGCCCAAAUUAUAUGGCUACUUCAUAUGUGGACAUAGACGGGUGCGAUUUGGCGGCGGGUUAUGAACAAUUAUAUGAUAUGGAUGGUGCAUUGCAAUUGCAAGACAUCCCUUUUGCGGAGAUGAAUGUUUCGCCAAUGUGGGAGUAAACAUAAAAAAUUUGAGCAAGAUUAAAAAGAAAGAAUGUUGUUUUAAUUAACUUGGUUUUAAAUUCUAUAUUGUUGAGCAUUUGUCCAAAUAAUAAGCACAACCGUUGUUAUUGUAAAGUGGUACGAUACAAGGGUCUUUUGGAGAAGGUUUA